GCCGACGGACAUGCGACACAGCACCGCCUCGCAGGCCGUGGGGGAUGAGCAGCUGCCAGAAUGCCUUCGCCAUGUCGGCCGCUACCGGAGGUCACCGCGUCAGCCGCGCCAAGAGUGGGUGCCCGAUGGGAGUCCGCAAACGUACCAAGACUCCGCGCACCCUCAGCGCGCGAGAACUCAAACGUAUACGCGUACACCUUGUUGAAGUAUUGUGGCUCGGACCCGAGUCGAUCGCGCAACUUCAUCAGCGCAGCCUGCAUGGCGGGAAGCUUGUCACAGCUAGCAGGGGCAGGGUAUGUCAGCAAGGGCUAUGGAUGAGGCGGAAUGAAGGUGAGCGUACCCCAGGCGCUUCCACCCUUCGACCCAUCCGGUCUUGGCCCACGAACCGAGCCGCGGUGCCUUGAGCUCGAACGCCACCGCGAGAAGUACGACAUCCUCGGGAUCCACCCCAAGGUCAGAGCAGAGCUUGAUCGUCCCAUCCGGCCCGAUCUCAUCACUGUCAGGAUCUGCCGCGUCGUCAGCAUCGUGCUCGAGCAGAGGGACCAGCCACGCACCCUUGUACUGCUCGAACAACUCCGUGAUCUUGCUCGUCGACGCGGCCGGCUCUUUCGUACGCGCGGUGGACGCGAAGGCCUGGGGGUCGCUGUAGUAGGCGUCCACGGCAACAUCUACGCGCUUGUACUUGGCCAAGAACCGUUGCGCGUCCUUCACGCUGCAUUCGCCUGCGAUCAGCGUGUAUCGUCUCCCUCGUCGGAUCGCUCACGAUGCGCCCGUAACGCCACAGAACUGGGCCAUUGCUUCCUCCAUCUUCUUAUCUACCAUGCCUGAGGACCGGUGGGUUGUGG
This is a messenger RNA of Schizophyllum commune H4-8, 845 nucleotides long. RefSeq lists its product as uncharacterized. The record is from RefSeq and is a predicted model, not a curated record. NCBI's taxonomy places the organism in Eukaryota, Fungi, Basidiomycota, Agaricomycetes, Agaricales, Schizophyllaceae. The coding region runs from base 325 to 828 and encodes 167 amino acids. The transcript has a single exon.